Closterium sp. NIES-65 is the source of this 5919-nucleotide messenger RNA. NCBI's taxonomy places the organism in Eukaryota, Viridiplantae, Streptophyta, Zygnematophyceae, Desmidiales, Closteriaceae. The record is from the annotation of a GenBank genome assembly.
AUGGCAGAGCAAUCAGAUAAGCUUCCCAUGACAACUCUGGCCUUCGCGGACAUGACAAAGGCGCGCGCGCGGGGACCGGACCAAGGCGCGCGCGCGGACCGGACCAAGGAGCGCGAGCGCGGAGCGGACCCAGGCGCGCGCGCGGACCGGACCAAGGCGCGCGCGCGCGGACCGGACCAAGGCGCGCGCGCGCGCGGACCGGACCAAGGCGCGCGUGCGCGGACCAGACCAAGGCGCGCGCGCGGGCCGGACCAAGGCGCGCGCGCGGGCCGGACCAAGACGCGCGCGCGCAGACCGGACCAAGGCGCGCAGACCAACUUAGGCGCGGACCGGACCAAGGCGCGCGCGUGCGGACCGGACCAAGGCGCGCGCGCGCAGACCGGACCAAGGCGCGCGCGCGCGGACCGGAACAAGGCGCGCGCGCGGACCGAACCAAGGCGCGCGCGCGCGGACCGGACCAAGGCGCGCGGGCGCGGACCGGACCAAGGCGCGCGCGCGGACUGGACCAAGGCGCGAGCGCGGACCGGAGCAAGGCGCGCGCGCACGGGCCGGAGCAAGGUGCGCGCGCGCGGACCGGACCAAGGCGCGCGCGCGGGGGCUGGACCAAGGAACGCGCGCGGGCCGGACCAAGGCGCGCGCGCGGGGGCGGACCAAGGCGCGCGCGCGGGCCGGACCAAGGUGCGCGCGCAGACCGGACCAAGGCGCGCGCGCGUGGACCGGACCAAGGCGCGCGCGCGCGGACCAGACCAAGCGCGCCCGCGCGGACCGGACCAAGGCGCGCGCGCGCGGACCGGACCAAGGCGCGCGCGCGAGCCGGACCAAGUCGCGCGCGCGGACCGGACCAAGGCGCGCGCGCGGACCGGACCAAGGCGCGCGCGCGGACCGGACCAAGGCGCGCGCGCCGACCGGACCAAGGCGCACGCGCGCGGACCGGACCAAGGCGCGCGCGCGUGGACCGGACCAAGGCGCGCACGCGGGCCGGACCAAGGCGCGCGCGCGGAUCAGACCGCGCGCGCGGACCGGACCAAGGCGCGCGCGCGCGUACCGGACCAAGGCGCACCGGACCAAGGCGCGUGCGCGCGGACCGGACCAAAGCGCGCGCGCGCGGAGCGGACCAAGGCGCGCGCGCAGAAACCAAGGCGUGCGCGCGGGCUGGACCAAGGCGCGCAAGCGCGGACCGGACCAAGGCGCGCGCUCGGACCAGACCAAGGCGCGCUCGCGGGCCGGACCAAGGCGCGCGCGCGGGCUGGACCUAGGCGCGCGCGCGCGGACCGGACCAGGCGCGCGCGCGCGGACUGGACCAAGGCGCGCGCGCGGACCGGACCAAGGCGCGCGCGCGUGGACCGGAACAAGGCGCGCGCGGACCGGAACAAGGCGCGCGCGCGCGGACUGGACCAAGGCGCGCGCCCGCGGACCGGACCAAGGCGCGCGGGUGCGGACCGGACCAAGGCGCGCGCGCGCGGACCGAACAAGGGCGCGCGCGCGGACCGGACCAAGGCGCGCACGCGCGGACCGGACCAACGCGCGCGUGCGGGCCGGACGAAGGCGCGCGCGCGGACCGGAUUAAGGCGCGCGCCCGGACCGGACCAAGGCGCGCUCGCGGACCGGACCAAGGCGCGCACGUGCAGACCGGACAAAGGCGCGCGCGGACCGGACCAAGGCGAGCCGCGCGCGGACCGAACCAAGGCGCGCGCGCGCGCGGACCGGACCAAGGCGCGCGCGCGCGGACCAGACAAAGGCGCGCGCGCGGACCGGACCAAGGCGCGCGCGCGGGGGCCGGACCAUGGCGCGCGCGCGGACCGGACCAAGGCGCGCGUGCACGGACCGGACCAAGGCGCGCGCGCGCGCGGACCGGACCAAAGCACGCGCGCGCGGACCGGACCAAGGCGAGCACGCGCGGACCGGACCAAGGCGCGCGCGCGCGGACCGGACCAAGGCGCGCGCGCGCGGACCGGACCAAGGCGCGCGCAGAGGGGCGGGACCAAAGCGCGCGCGCGCGGACAGGACCAAGGCGCGCGCGUGCGGAUCGGACCAAGGCGCGCGCGCGGACCGGACCAAGGCGCGCGCGCGGGGGCCGGACCAAGAUGUGCGCGGGGACCGGACCAAGGCGCGCGCGCGCGGACUGGACCAAAGCGCGUGCGCGCGGACCGGACCAAGGCGCGCGCGCGCGGACCGGACCAAAGCGCGCGCGCGCGGAGCAGACCAAGGCGCGCGCGCAGAAACCAAGGCGUGCCCGCGGGCUGGACCAAGGCGCGCAAGCGCGGACCGGACCAAGGCGCGCGCUCGGACCGGACCAAGGCGCGCUCGCGGACCGGACCAAGGCGCGCGCGCGGGCUGGACCUAGGCGCGCGCGCGCGGACCGGACCAGGCGUGCGCGCGCGGACCGGACCAAGGCGCGCGCGCGCGGACCGGAACAAGGCGCGCGCGCGCGGACUGGACCCAGGCGCGCGCCCGCGGACCGGACCAAGGCGCGCGGGUGCGGACCGGACCAAGGCGCGCGCGCGCGGACCGGACAAGGGCGCGCGCGCGGACCGGACCAAGGCGCGCACGCGCGGACCGGACCAACGCGCGCGUGAGGGCCGGACGAAGGCGCGCGCACGGACCGGAUUAAGGUGCGCGCCCAGACCGGACCAAGGCGCGCUCGCGGACCGGACCAAGGCGCGCGCGUGCGGACCGGACAAAGGCGCGCGCGGACCGGACCAAGGCGAGCGCGCGCGGACCGGACCAAGGCGCGCGCGCGCGGACCGGACCAAGGCGCGCGCGCGCGGACCAGACAAAGGCGUGCGCGCGGACCGGACCAAGGCGCGCGCGUGGGGGCCGGACCAUGGCGCGCGCGCGGACCGGACCAAGGCGCGCGUGCACGGACCGGACAAAGGCGCGCGCGCGCGGACCGGACCAAAGCAUGCGCGCGCGGACCGGACCAAGGCGAGAACGCGCGGACCGGACCAAGGCGCGCGCGCGCGGACCGGACCAAGGCGCGCGCGCGCGGACCGGACAAAGGCGCGCGCGCAGGGGCGGGACAUAGGCGCGCGCGCGCGCGCGGACAGGACCAAGGCGCGCGCGCGCGGAUCGGACCAAGGCGCGCGCGUGCGGACCGGACCAAGGCGCGCGCGCGCAGACCGGACCAAGGCACGCGCGCGCGGACCGGAACAAGGCGCGCGCGCGGACCGAACCAAGGCGCGCGCGCGCGGACCGGACCAAGGCGCGCGGGCGCGGACCGGACCAAGGCGCGCGCGCGGACUGGACCAAGGCGCGAGCGCGGACCGGAGCAAGGCGCGCGCGCGCGGGCCGGAGCAAAGUGCGCGCGCGCGGACUGGAGCAAGGCGCGCGCGCGCGCUGUCCGGACCAAGGCGCGCGCGCGGGGACCGGACCAAGGCGCGCGCGCGCGGACCGGACCAAGGCGCGCGCGCGGGGAAUGGACCAAGGAACGCGCGCGGGCCGGACCAAGGCGCGCGCGCGGGGGCGGACCAAGGCGCGCGCGCGGGCCGGACCAAGGUGCGCGCGCAGACCGGUCCAAGGCGCGCGCGCGUGGACCGGACCAAGGCGCGCGCGCGCGCGGACCAGACCAAGCGCGCCCGCGCGGACCGGACCAAGGCGCGAGCGCGCGGACCGGACCAAGGCGCGCGCGCGAGCCGGACCAAGGCGCGCGCGCGGACCGGACCAAGGCGCGCGCGCGGACCGGACCAAGGCGCGCGCGCGGACCGGACCAGGGCGCGCGCGCCGACCGGACCAAGGCGCACGCGCGCGGACCGGACCAAGGCGCGCGCGCGCGCGGACCGGACCAAGGCGCGCACGCGGGCCGGACCAAGGCGCGCGCGCAAAUCAGACCGCGCGCGCGGACCGGACCAAGGCGCGCGCGCGCGUACCGGACCAAGGCGCGUGCGCUUUGACCAAGGCGCAUGCGCGGGGGCCGGACCAUGGCGCGCGCGCGGACCGAACCAAGGCGCGCGCGCGCCGACCGGACCAAGGCGCGCGCGCGCGGACCGAACCAAAGCACGCGCGCGCGGACCGGACCAAGGCGAGCGCGCGCGGACCGGACCAAGGCGCGCGCGCGGACUGACUAAGGCGCGCGCGCGCGGACUGGACCAAGGCGCGCGCGCGGACCAGACCAAGGCGCGCGCGCGCGGACCGGACCAAAGGGCGCGCGCGCGGACCGGACAAAGACGCGCGCGCGCGGAUCGGACCAAAGCGUGCGCGCGCAAACCGGACAAAGGCGCGCGCGCGGAUCGGACCAAGGCGCGCGCGCGGGCCGGACCAAGGCGCGCAAGCGCGGACCGGACCAAGGCGCGCGCCCGGACCGGACCAAGGCGCGCUCGCGGACCGGACCAAGGCGCGCGCGCGGGGACUGGACCAAGGCGCGCGCGCGGACCGGACCAAGGUGCGCGCGCGGGCCGGAUUAAGGCGCCCGCACGGGCUGGACCAAGGCGCGCACGCGCGGACCGGACCAAGGUGCGCGCGCGGACCGGACCAAGGCGCGCGCGCGGGGGCCGGACCAAGACGCGCCCGGGGACCGGACCAAGGCGCGCGCGCGCGCGGACCGGACCAAAGCGUGUGCGCGCAGACCGGACCAAGGCGGGCGCGCGCGGACCGGACCAAAGCGCGCGCGCGCGGAGCGGACCAAGGCGCGCGCGCAGAAACCAAGGCGUGCGCGCGGGCUGGACCAAGGCGCGCAAGCGCGGACCGGACCAAGGCGCGCGCUCGGACCGGACCAAGGCGCGCUCGCGGACCGGACCAAGGCGCGCGCGCGGGCUGGACCUAGGCGCGCGCGCGCGGACCGGACCAGGCGCGCGCGCGCGGACUGGACCAAGGCGCGCGCGCGGACCGGACCAAGGCGCGCGCGCGUGGACCGGAACAAGGCGCGCGCGGACCGGAACAAGGCGCGCGCGCGCGCGGACUGGACCAAGGCGCGCGCCCGCGGACCGGACCAAGGCGCGCGGGUGCGGACCGGACCAAGGCGCGCGCGCGCGCGGACCGGACAAGGGCGCGCGCGCGGACCGGACCAAGGCGCGCACGCGCGGACCGGACCAACGUGCGCGUGCGGGCCGGACGAAGGCGCGCGCGCGGACCGGAUUAAGGCGCGCGCCCGGACCGGACCAAGGCGCGCUCGCGGACCGGACCAAGGCGCGCACGUGCAGACCGGACAAAGGCGCGCGCGGACCGGACCAAGGCGAGCGCGCGCGGACCGAACCAAGGCGCGCGCGCGCGGACCGGACCAAGGCGCGCGCGCGCGGACCAGACAAAGGCGCGCGCGCGGACCGGACCAAGGCGCGCGCGCGGGGGCCGGACCAUGGCGCGCGCGCGGACCGGACCAAGGCGCGCGUGCACGGACCGGACCAAGGCGCGCGCGCGCGGACCGGACCAAAGCACGCGCGCGCGGACCGGACCAAGGCGAGCACGCGCGGACCGGACCAAGGCGCGCGCGCGCGGACCGGACCAAGGCGCGCGCGCGCGGACCGGACCAAGGCGCGCGCAGAGGGGCGGGACCAAAACGCGCGCGCGCGGACAGGACCAAGGCGCGCGCGCGCGGAUCGGACCAAGGUGCGCGCGCAGACCGUACCAAGGCGCGCGCGCGGGCCGGACCAAGGCGCGCAAGCGCGGACCGGACCAAGGCGCGCGCGCGCGGACCGGACCAAGGCGCGCCCGCGGACCGGACCAAGGCGUGCGCGUGCGGACUGGACCAAGGCGCGCGCGCGGACCGGACCAAGGCGAGCGCGCGCGGACCGGACCAAAGCGCGCGCGCGCGCGGACCGGACCAAGGCGCGCGCGCUCGGACCGGACCAAGGCGCGCGCGCGGACCGGACCAAGGCGCGCGCGCGGGGGCCGGACCAUGGCGCGCGCGCGGACCGAACCAAGGCGCGCGCGCGCGGACCGGACCAAGGCGCGCGCGCGCGGACCGGACCAAAGCACGCGAUACGCUAG